This is a messenger RNA of Aspergillus welwitschiae, 300 nucleotides long. RefSeq lists its product as uncharacterized. The transcript has 4 exons. The record is from RefSeq and is a predicted model, not a curated record. Lineage: Eukaryota; Fungi; Ascomycota; Eurotiomycetes; Eurotiales; Aspergillaceae. Bases 1 to 300 code for a protein of 99 amino acids.
AUGCAGUUCACCAAGUCUAUCGUGGCUACCGCCCUUGCUCUCUUCGCUUCCAGCGCUGUUGCAACUACAGUCGAUAUCGCCUACACCUCUAAUGGCGUUUACUACAACCAGCAGGUGGAGUCUGAUGUCCGUACUUAUUUGAGUCAGCCUGGAUCCAUCAGCACUUUCCAGAACACUGCCAAUUGCUAUCUCUUCUCCUACUCUGGCCAGGAGGUCUACUAUGCUGCCGCGGGUGCGACGAACAUCAACCCCCCAGUCUACGCUGCAUUCGUCCAGUGCCAAGACCCCUCCUCUACCUAA